This is a messenger RNA of Closterium sp. NIES-67, 4325 nucleotides long. The record is from the annotation of a GenBank genome assembly. NCBI's taxonomy places the organism in Eukaryota, Viridiplantae, Streptophyta, Zygnematophyceae, Desmidiales, Closteriaceae.
GAGGCCGAGGUGACUAUAAUGAGGGGCAUGGGAGCUCUAGUGGCAGGGGGAGUACCAGAAUGGAGGGCACCUGCUGGUACUGCAAGAAGGUCGAGCAACCUUGGUUCAAGUGCUUCGGCAGGCCGGAGGGAUGGGCACCUCCAGGCAUGAAGCCGCCCAGUGGUGAACGCGCACAAGGUGGCGCUGUGCAAGGCUCAGGUGCACAAGGUGAAGGUGUACAAGGUAAUGCCUAUCCUGGGAUGUUUCUCAUGGUUGAGGAUGUGCAUGGGCAUGAGGGUGAUGUGGGAUCUGUGGGAAAGGUUGUGAUGCACCCUCUCACGCACUGGGUGAUUGAUUCAGGUUGCACCAGUCACAUGACCCCACGGGCAGAUUUGCUUGAUGAGGUAAAACCCCCUGGGAAGAUUAAAUAUGUGGCAGCAGCGUCAGGUGCUUUGCUCCCUGUCAUUGGUGUUGGGAAUGCCAAGAUUAAGGGAGCUAAUGGGGAGCUUGUGGGGCUUGGGAAUGUUCUGCUGGUUGAAGGUCUGUCUGCUAACCUUCUCUCUGUGCGGCGACUGCAGAAGAGCAAGGCCGAAGUGACCUUUGGACCAACCAGCUGCCGUGCUAAGCUUGGGAAGAAGGUGCUGUGGAGUCUGGAAGAGGAGACCAGCUGCAUCAAGGACUUGUGGCAGCUGCCCAUCAUCUCUUGGAAUGGGAAGACUCCAACAGCAGCAACGGCAGCAGCGGCAAAGGCAACUGCAGGAGGAGAUGCAACUGCACCAACUGUUGGGGUCCUGGAAGCAGUCAAGAAAGUGCAGCAGCAGCAGACACAUGGGGAGGUGCUUGCUGGUGUGGAAACAAGCGCGGCAUGGGCUAAAGCUUCAUCUAGGAGUGGUGAGGCCGAUUGGGAGACAUGGCAUGAGAGGCUGUAUCAUGUGAACUUCCCUAUGCUGCAGAAGUUGGUGAAUGAUGGGAGCCUGAAGGGCUUGGAGGUGAAAGGGGGAGUGAAGGAGAUUGGGAGCUGCCCUACAUGCUUGGAGACCAAGUUCUCCAAGUUCCCCUUCAACAGCACUACAGGACCAGCCAAGACCCCACUUGCACUUGUGCACAUGGAUGUGGUGGGGCCCACAAGAGCCCCUUCCCUCUCAGGCAGCCGCUAUUUCUUGACAAUUGUUGAUGACCACACUCGGGCAGUGUGGGUUUACCCUCUCAAGAGCAAAGGGGAGGUGGCAGCGGCUGUCCUUAAGGAGUGGAUGCCUAGAGCUCAGAGGGAAUGCGGACACAAGGUGAAGGUGAUCCACAGUGACAAUGGUGGGGAGUUCAUUGGAGCUGAUUUUGAGGUGGAGUUGAAGAGGAAGGGGAUCCAACAUCAACUGACAGUGCCCUAUAACCCGCAGCAAAAUGGCGUGGCUGAGAGGUUCAACAGGACCCUGCAGGAGGGGGCACGCACUCUCCUUGGGCGUGCAGGGCUGCCUGAUCCGUUUUGGGUGUCUGCACUAAGGCAGGUCGCCCUUGUGAAGAACAGGGUGCUGGCUACAGUUGGGGAUAAGGAGUGGAUCCCAUAUUUCAAGUGGUAUGGGAGUGCUCCAGCUGUGAGCAUGCUGAGGGCAUUUGGGUGCAUGGUGGUGUUUCAUGUGCCUAAGGAGAAAAGGGGCAAGUUGGAGGCUUCUGGAAGAUGGGGUGUGCACUUGGGGAUUGCAAAGGAUCACAAGGGGUGGCUGCUAUGGGACUUGACCACCCAGAAGUUGACAGUGUCAAGGGAUGUGAAGUUUCUUGAGUCCCUGUACUUCAAGGAAUGGAAGCAGCAGCAACAGAAGCUUCCAUCUACACCACUCAUUGUGGAGGCAGAUGAGUUGCAGCAGCCUUCAAGGCAGGUGGAGGUUGUAGUGUCUGAGGAGGAGAUGUCUGGGGUGACUGAAGAAGGGGGAGCAGCUGAAGUGGAGCAGCAGCAGCAGCAAUAUGAGUCUCCACCUCGAGUUCCACACCUGCCUGAGCAACCUAGGAGGGAUGUGCGCCCUCCUGUGAGGCUGACCUAUGGGGGAAGAGGCAAGCCGAAUGUGGUGCAGGCUGGGAGUGUGGUUGAGCAGAUUGAGGAAGAUGAGAUCGCUCACUGCUACUGGGCACCAAUCCCUGAGCCCAAAACUCGAGAGGAGGCCUUGAAUGGACCAAAUGAGGAGAAGUGGAAGGCGAGUGAGGAUGAGGAGUUCGGGUCCCUGAUUGAGAACGAGACAUGGGACCUGUGUGACUUGCCUCCUGGGAAGAAGGCAAUCACUUCCAAGAUGAUCUACAGGCACAAGUAUGGACCUGAAGGGGAGCUGACCCGCUACAAGUCUAGGCUUGUGGCACGGGGGUUUCAGCAGACAAAGGGGAAGGACUAUGAUGAGGUGUUUGCUCCUGUGGGGAAAGGAACAACAGUGAGGGUGCUGUUGGCGAUAGCUGCACUCCUGGGAUGGAAGAUUCGGCAGAUGGACAUUGUGACUGCCUUUCUGAAUGGGAUCAUUAUGGAGGAGGUGUACAUGAAGCAGCCAGAGGGGCUGGAUGAUGGGAGCGGCAGGGUCUGCAGGCUGAAGAAGGCCAUCUAUGGCCUUAAGCAGGCGCCUCGUGCAUGGUAUCACAAGUUGGAGGAGGCGCUGUUGGCUGGGGGUUUCAAGAAGAGUGAGUGUGACCCCAGCCUGUUCCUGCUGCAGGAGAAGGAUGAAAUCCUCAUGCUCUUGGUGUACGUGGAUGAUAUCCUUCUCUUUUCUGCAUCAACUGCUUUGCUGGACAGCGCAGAGCAGAUGCUGGGGAUGCAGUUCAAGUGCUCCAAGAUGGGUGAGGUGAAGUACUACUUGGGGAUGCACGUGGAGAGAGAUGUGGAAAAGGGUGUGCUGAGGUUGCACCAGAGGAAGUACUGUGAGGGGCUGGCUGAGAAGAAUGGGCUACAAGAUGGGGGAAAGCCAGCAAUACCACUACCUUCAGGGUUUACUGUGGAGCCAUGUGCUGAUGAGGAGGUAGUGGGUGAGAGUGACAGGAAGCUGUUUCAUUCGAUGGUUGGGUCGCUGAACUAUGCUGCAAUUCAUACACGGCCUGACAUUGCAUUUGCUACAUCACGGUUGGCUAGUGUGGUCUCACGCCCUAGUCAUGAGCAGCUGGAAGCGGCCAAGAGGUUGGUCCACUAUGUGAGCGCUACGGCAUCAGUGGGAGUGGAGUACAGUGGAGUGAGGCAGCGGUUGCAGAGAGGUGCUGCAGAUGUGAAGAGUGGAGAGAUGCUCUUGAGUUGCUAUACUGAUGCUAGCUUCAACUCAGUGAAAGCGGAUGGCACCAGCAUUGGGGGUUAUGUGUGCUUGCUAGGAGGUGGUGCUGUAAGCUGGCGCAGCAAGAAGCAGAAUGAGGUGGGAUUGUCCUCGUGUGAGACAGAGUACAUGGCCUUACACCAUGGGGCCAAGGAAGUGGUGUGGCUAAGACGCUUGUUGGAGGAGUUGGGAGUUGGUCAGAAGGAGCCAACGGUGAUCUUUUGUGACAAUGAGUCUGCUGUGAAGCUCGCCAAGAAUGCUUGUCUGCAUGGGCUGACAAAACACAUAAGGCCUAAGUGGCACUGGGUGAGGAGACUCCUUGAUAAGGAUGUGCGGCUGGAGAUAGUGAAGACCCAUCAGCAGGCAGCAGAUAUUUUCACUAAGCGUCUUGCGGAGGCGGAUCAUUGGAAGGGCAUGAAGCUUGCUGGGAUGAGUGUGCAUUGAGUAUGCAUGCUUGAGAUGUUGGUAUGGUGGAUGAUGGUUGGCAGCCAGAGGGGGAGAUUGUUGUGUGAUGUAAUCAUAUGCUAUCACAUUCUGUCUGCCUCCCAUCCCUUGUUUCAAUUCGCAUGUAUGGUUUGACUAUGUGUGAAAGAAUUUGUGUGGUGUGUUCUGGAGUUUGGGAAUGUGUUUUGUGUUAUUUUUGUUUGAGCAGGUAUUUGUGAUGAUAGAUCUUGAGAAGAUCUUUCCGACGCAACAAGAAUCCCUUCAAUCGGAGCAAGAACGAGAAAGCUAUGAAGAUUCAAAGUUCAUGAGCUUGCGUUACAAUUGCGGCGGUUACAAAGUGAAGUUGUGGGGUGACUCUAUAUGGAGUUGGGACCUUUGGGGUUGGGGAAAUUCGUCACUCUACUGUAACAGCUGCAAAUUGGUUGGGAACAACCAAACUAGGUUGGCAAGGGUGGCCAACUUGGAUGGAUUGGUUGGGAAGGGACAAAGGUCAAAGUUGAGGUUCCUAUAGGGAGGGAAUCUUUGUGCUUAUGGGGUUUCCUUGGUUGGGGACUCUCUUGGGACCUUCCCUCUCAUCCUUCUCUUCUAUCCCAACCUUUCUCUUGCUCCUCUAAUUCCUUAUGAGAUUCUUGA